CCUCGUCGUCUUACUUUGAAAAAAGCAGUGGUAUACACAAAUCAGGAGUCAGGUCCGUUUGUCACCCAGAGAUAGAGAGAGAGAGAUAGAGAUCAAAAUUCACAGCACAGUCAAAAUUUCUCUACUUCACCAUCAAAUACCUUGCUUCUCUCUCUCUCUUCUCUCCUAUUCAAUUUUUACUGUUUUUACAUUUGUAUUUCUUGAUUUCAGUCAGUUAUCAUUUAAAGGAGAAUGGAUAGUGACGGCGCUCAGAAAAUUUCUGGGGCAGAUCUGGCUGAAGGUUCAGAGACGACUAUUGAAAUAAAAUUAAAAACUUUGGACUCACAAACCUAUACUUUAAGGGUGGAUAAACAGAUGCCUGUUCCUGCUUUAAAAGAACAGGUUGCCUCUGUCACUGGUGUGUUAUCAGAGCAACAACGUCUAAUAUGCCGCGGAAAAGUCUUAAAGGAUGAUCAACUGCUCUCUGCUUAUCAUGUUGAAGAUGGGCACACCUUACAUCUGGUGGUCAGGCAACCUGCAAUUGCAUCAUCCGAUGGCUUACCCAACCAUUCAGCAAGUGAUCCUGCUUCAAAUGCAAGCCGCGGUCAUGUGGCCCCUAGUGUUGUUAUAGAAACUUUCAGCAUGCCUGACCAUGGAGAUAAUGUUCCGCCAGAAAUCAGUAGGAUUGUUUCUGCUGUUCUCGGUUCUUUUGGAUUUUCAAAUUUUGGAAGUGGCAGCGAAGGCAUUGAUCUCUUAAGGGAGCGUGCCCAACAUAGAUCAACAGGUGCUGGUGGUACACCAGAAGUGGCCCAAGUACAAACUGAACAAGCUGGCAGCAGGGUUCAGUCUGAUGGAUCACAAAGUGCUUUUGGCCUUCCAACGGCAGUUUCUUUGGGGUCUCUACAUCCACCUGUCAUUCUUGAUUCCUUGACAACUUUGUCACAGUACCUGAAUCAUAUGAGACGCGAAGUCAUUGCUAUUGAGACAGGCGGAGAAAAUAUUAUUCAAGGAGAUGCCGCGCAGAGGACUGAGCAAAGAGAUAAUUCUACAUCAAGAUCAGGAACCGUACAAGAGAGGCUACCAACCCCUGCAUCCUUGGCCGAAGUGAUAAUGUCCAGUAGACAAUUCAUGAACGAACAAUUUGCAGAGUGUUUACAACAACUUGCGAGGCAACUUGAGAAUGAGGUAAAUGUUACUGAUGCAGCAACACGGUUGAGCACUCAGUCUGAUGCUUGGAGGACUGGAGUUCAACUUCAUAAUCUAGGUGCAUUUCUGCUUGAACUUGGACGUACAACGAUGACUCUACGAUUAGGUCAAGCACCGUCAGAAGCUGUGGUUAAUGCUGGUCCGGCAGUUUUCAUAAAUUCAUCUGGUCCUAAUCCUCUUAUGGUUCAGCCUCUCCCUUUUCAAUCAGGAACUCACUUUGGUGCCAUCCCUGCGGGAUCUGUACAGACUGGUUCUGGUAUGGUUAAUGGUAUAGGUACUGGGUUUCUUCCAAGGCGCAUUGAUAUCCAAAUUCGAAGAGGUUCUUCAAUGGCUUCACCAAAUAUUACUCGUGAUGAACGGGGUGAUACUCAGCAGCCUUCAGGGCAGAGAAAUCCAGGAACAGAUUCUGGCGGUGAAAAUCUUGGUAAUCAAACAACAUCGAGGGCCACCGAGAUUUCAUCUCUUGCUGGAGAGUCUGGAGUAAGGGUUGUGCCAAUCAGGACUAUGGUUGCAACAAUGCCAGGUCCAUUCAGCCGCCUUCCUUCUGAUUCUUCAAGUAAUUCUAUAGGAUUAUAUUAUCCUGUUGUUGGAAGAUUCCAACACGUGGCUUCACAAGUGACUGGUGCGCGGGGAUCUCAAGCACCUGGUGAGCACAAUCCUGCUGGUGUCCAAACUGAGCUGCAGUCAACUACUGAACCUGCUGUGCAGCUGUCAAAUGCUGAACAGCGCACAAGAGAUGGAUCAUUGCCAAAUUCCAACUUAAGACAACAGGGACCUUCUAGUACUCGCAAUAUAAAUAUCAACAUUGUGGCUGCUGGUGGGACUCAAAACAAUCCUGAAUCCGAGAGACAAAACAGUAUUUUGCAGCUUCUAAGGAAUCUCCUGCCAGGUGGGGAAAUCAAUGUGGAGGGAGCAGGUCUACAGGGAGCAGCUGCCGGUUCAAGCCCUGGCAAUACAGAGGCAUUCACUGCUCCUGCAGAAUCACAAUCAGCCCCUACUGAUGAAGGGAUUUUUUUGUCUAAUUUACUUCGUGAAAUUAUGCCCGUCAUAUCUCAACGUGGAGUUGCAGAAGCACGUGCUAAUUCUGAACAUGCUUCUGAUCAUCAAAUGGUUCAAGACUCUUCUACCCAGGCUGAAGCCUCUAAUGCUGGGUCAACUCGUCGCCAUAGUGAUACUGAACCUACCUCUCCAAAUUCAAAACGCCAGAAGAGAGAGUAAGUUGACAUGAAGAAAACAAGUUGAACAAUACUUUUGUGAUUAAUGAUGGCAGAGGGCUCUAUAGAUAAUGCAUUUGUUCUACAGGUGAAUACCAGAUUGUCUUAUAUUGUCAAAUGUAGUGUAUUCUGUUUACUGGUUUUCAUUUAUUUUUUAAAUCAUCGCAAACAGGAAGGCGUGAGAUAUCAUAAGUUAAUAGGCAUUUUCUUUGAGAGGAAACGAUUGUUUUCUUCUAUAAAUUGUAUCAUUCUAGGCUUUUAGCACUUGCAUUGCGUUUGGACUGGAUUCUAUCUUCUAGAGGUUUACAUAUAUUAUAUUGAAGAUUGCUUCUUUCUCC
This is a messenger RNA of Mercurialis annua (annual mercury), 2737 nucleotides long. Its product is annotated as ubiquitin-like domain-containing protein CIP73. Gene Ontology annotation, molecular function: polyubiquitin modification-dependent protein binding; misfolded protein binding. Bases 232 to 2403 code for a protein of 723 amino acids. Gene Ontology annotation, cellular component: BAT3 complex. The record is from RefSeq and is a predicted model, not a curated record. NCBI's taxonomy places the organism in Eukaryota, Viridiplantae, Streptophyta, Magnoliopsida, Malpighiales, Euphorbiaceae. The transcript is spliced from 16 exons.